Oldenlandia corymbosa var. corymbosa is the source of this 1632-nucleotide messenger RNA. The record is from the annotation of a GenBank genome assembly. Lineage: Eukaryota; Viridiplantae; Streptophyta; Magnoliopsida; Gentianales; Rubiaceae.
AUUUGUUUCCUUUUGUGAUUUCCUGGCCUUCCCUCUACCCUUUUCCAUGGCAAGAGCACGAUAGCAACAGUUCUAAUGUGCACCAAGAGAGAAAAGUAAAGAGAAAGAAAACAUUGUGAUUUUCGAUAAGUUUCAAAUUUUGAUUUUAUUAAAUUUUGAAGUAUUCCAAAUUCAGUUUCCAACUACUGGGCCAAUCGACGUAUGCGUAAAAGUUUGAUCUAUAUAAAAGAAAGCCCCAGGCUCACCCCGGUUCCUUCCCGGCAAUCGCGCUUCCGCAAUUCUAACCUUAGAAAAAUCGAAGAUUUGGACUAUGGCAGAUCGUAACGGUUCAGUUGGGAGUGAGGAUUUUAUCCGAAUUGUCCCGACUCCUGACUAUGUUGUAUCGACGGUUUUUCUGGACUGCUAUGUGGACCUCACCGCUCUUGCAUCAAAGGCGGGCGGCCUUGCGAGAUAUAAUCCAAAGCGUAUCGAUGCUGUAAUCAUCAGGAUAAAAACCCUGCCAAACACGAAGGUGUUCGUUUAUGCUUUUGGAAUGAUGAUUUGCAUGGGAGCCAAGGACGAGGAACAUUCAAAUUUAGUUGCUCGCAAGUAUGCUCUAUUCAUCCAAAAGCUUGGGUUUUCCGCUAAAUUUAAGGACUUCAAGAUUCAGAGAAAACCUGGUUUAGGCCCUGUUAAUGUCCCCAUUAUGUUUGGGGAUCUUGCACUUGCCGAUGAAGCCUCUUCCAAGUGUAAGCCAGAUCCAACUCAGGCUAGUAGUGGACAAAAGUCAAUUGUUCGACGUAAAAGUUGGAGGGAAGUGCCUAUCCCCCUUUUGCUAUCUGCUGUUGAGCCUCGACUUGAGGAGGACAAUGCAGUGCUGCUUAGUACUCUUUGCAUGAAACUAGCAGUGAGAUUUCGCGUUUGUUUAUUGCUUUCAACUUUGCAAACAUGCUGCCCUUAGUUAUGGUCAUUAUUUUCUUUUAUCUGUUUCAGAAAGAUGAAGUCUCUGUGGAUGAGUUUCACCCUCUUAUGAUGAACAUAAUCCCCCCAAAGAUUUUUGGUCUUACUUUCUAUCUAUUGCUGCGGGUACAGGAGUCGAACCGCAAAGUAGUUUCUGCCGAUGCCCCAGUCAGCUCUCCUAUUGGGGUGGUUGAAGAUACUAUUGACAGUGCUGAUGCCGCUGCUGCGGGUGCUGACAAUGCUACAUACCGUGCUGGGCCUGGUGGUGGUGUUAAAAGGCUUAGAAUUACUUAUUAAAGAGUGCCGUUGGAAGCCAUGAAUCCUUGCAACAUCCAUCAAAUCCAAGAGAAGUCAUCAGGCAUCGGAAGACUCCUGCUGUUGCUUAUGCUUUACUUGGCGUUUCUAUCUAAUUAACACACACAUCUAACAUUGUCUAUCACUGUUUUCUUCCCAUGUUAUCAGUAACAAAAUUGGUACAGUUAUCCAGUCUAUUUUAUUUUUCUGUUUAGUGCUGGCUUUAGUGUAUAUUCCCUCUUGAGGAAGAGGUAAGUUUUUGUUAUUCUGGCCUGGAAUGAGCCCAACUUAAUGGACAUAUAUACGUUUGCUUUCUUUUUUUCCUUUCUUUCAUUUUUUUUUUAAUUAUUUUAUUUAUUUAUUUUUUUUGGGACUAUCUUCAGAAUUUACAAACUUGAG